CAAUUUUCUCUCUCUCUACCUAUUCUUCUCCUUGAUCUCACAACAAGACUUAAAAUGACGGAAAAACCUUAGAGCUAUGCAGGUAUUUACAGCCGAAACCGGGUCAACCCAGUACAAGUUACUACUACAAAUAAAGGGCAUUUAAAGUCAUUUAGCAUUUAACUGAACGAAAAGCCUACCAACGUUCGCGUUAUUUACUUCCUGCACCAAACAACCCAUAUCGAUAAGAGCAUUGAUGGUCUUUUAUUACUGAAAACCGCACAUUAGAAAGUUGGAAAAUAAACAAAGAGACAGCGGGGGAGAAAGUGGGAGAAAAUCCAUGGCUGAACAACACUCCGAUGAUUUGGACCAACUCCUUGAUAGCGCCUUAGAUGAUUUCCAGAGUCUCAAUCUGACCUCUUCUGCUCAAAGGUUCAAUACUUUUUUCCUGUAUUAUGUGUAUCUAUUUGACUUUCCACAUAAUUACAAUUCACAUAGCUGUGAGAUAAUUUCUGGGUUUGAAAUUCAGGUUAUGAAUUGAAAAGGGUUGUUGUUUUUAUCAAGUUAAUUUUAUCUUCCUCUUUCUUUUUUUCUUUCUUUCUUUUUUCUUUCCAAUUGAAUUGUAGAGGUGAGAAUAGUGAAGGGGACAAGCAAGACAGUUCUUCUACUCCAAGUGGGGUGCAAGGGUUAGGGAUGGGUUUACCUGAUUUGAGAAGUAAGAAAAAAGGGAAGCAAAAAGUUUCUAAGGAAUCCCAUGUUACAGAGGCUCUUGAUAAGCUGAGGGAGCAGACUCGAGAGGCUGUUAAAGGUUUGGAAUCGGUUUCUGGGCCUAAAGCCCCCGGAGAGAAUCUUGGGAAUGAUGCAAUGAUGGAAGAUUGGGUUAAGCAGUUUGAGGAGCUUGCUGGUUCACAGGACAUGGAGUCUAUUGUAGAGACCAUGAUGCAGCAGCUCCUGUCUAAGGAAGUUCUGCAUGAACCUAUGAAAGAAAUUGGUGAAAGAUAUCCUAAAUGGUUGGACGACAACAUAGCCAAACUGAGCACGGAAGAAUAUCAACGAUUCUCCCAGCAGUACCAACUGAUAAAAGAACUAAAUGUAGUUUAUGAAAACGAGCCUGGUAAUUUCAACAAGAUCGUCGAGCUUAUGCAGAAAAUGCAAGAUUGUGGCCAACCGCCAAAUGACAUUGUUCAAGAGCUCGCCCCGGAUUUUGAUCUAUCAAAUUUCGGACAAUUGUCUCCAGAGAUGUUGGAAUCUCAACAGAAUUGUUGUAUUAUGUAAUUAGAUGAUGUAUUUCAAUUUGGAAUUUCUUAGAGCACACCUGACCACAUCAAUAUUUUUAGUUCAAGUUUGGUUUUUGUCCGCAAGGGUUUCACAAUUCUCAUUGUGUAGUGGUCUUCUACUCUCUCAUUUUGGUUAAGAAUUCCAUUUCUACCUAGGAAGUACGUGUGUUAUUAUGGUCUGUAGAGUAAAAUUUUGCAUCGCGUGUAUUUCUACCUUGGUAUUGUAUUUUUAUAGUUCAAUGUCAAUCAAACUAGUACAACAGAUUGUACUUGUCAAAUAAGACUUGAGGUAGAAUGUUUGAAAUCUAUAAGAAAACGGAGUUUGGGAAAAAAAAAUCGGAG
Messenger RNA from Oldenlandia corymbosa var. corymbosa, 1598 nucleotides. Lineage: Eukaryota; Viridiplantae; Streptophyta; Magnoliopsida; Gentianales; Rubiaceae. The record is from the annotation of a GenBank genome assembly.